AUUCCUGUCAGCGGCGGCGGCGGCGGUGGCGGCGGCCGUCAGUGUUCGUUGAGGAGAAGCCCGACACGGACCCGUCGUCUGUCCCCUUCCCCUUCCCCGCCUCGGACCUUCUUCUGCGUCGACUCCCCGGGGAUCCGUUCUCCAGCUCGUUGGAGUUGCCCUCCGCUCGGCCACCGCUUCGUCGCUCCUCGGCCCGGGGGGAAGUGACUGCCCUCGAGGAGGAGAGGAGGAGGAGGAGGAGGAGGAGGCGGCAGCCGCCCUCGCCUAGCCGCCCCCGGUUCGGUGCCCGCGGUCCCGGAGAGGAGGUGCCGCCGCCACCGCCGCUCCCCCCCUCCCGCUGCCCUCGGGCCGGGCUGGGUCGAGCUGCGAUGCCCUCGGACUUCAUCUCCUUGCUCAGCGCGGACCUAGACCUGGAGUCGCCCAAGUCCCUGUACUCGCGAGAUUCUCUGAAGUUACACCCAUCACAGAAUUUUCAUAGAGCUGGACUAUUGGAAGAAUCUGUCUAUGAUCUUCUCCCAAAGGAGUUACAGUUACCUCCACCUAGAGAAACAUCUGUAGUGUCAAUGAGUCAGACAAGCGGUGGUGAGGCAGGCUCGCCUCCUCCAGCUGUAGUCGCUGCUGGAUUUGCCUCUGAAGCAGGGAGUGUCUGCAUUAAAAAUGACCUGUAGUUCUCUGCUUCAUAGAUGCUUCUUCAGCUCCCUCCUCUUCCUCCAUGGGCGGUGCUUGCAGCUCCUUUACCACCUCUUCCAGCCCUACCAUUUAUUCUACCUCAGUCACCGACAGCAAGGCUAUGCAAGUGGAGAGCUGCUCCUCAGCCGUGGGGGUAAGUAACAGAGGGGUAAGUGAAAAGCAGUUAACCAGUAACACAGUUCAGCAGCAUCCAUCAACCCCGAAGAGGCACACAGUUUUGUACAUCUCACCACCACCUGAGGACUUGCUGGAUAACAGUCGGAUGUCCUGCCAGGAUGAGGGGUGUGGAUUGGAAUCUGAGCAGAGCUGCAGUAUGUGGAUGGAGGAUUCCCCCUCCAACUUCAGUAACAUGAGCACCAGUUCCUACAAUGAUAACACUGAGGUACCUCGUAAAUCACGAAAACGAAAUCCAAAGCAGAGGCCGGGGGUCAAACGACGAGAUUGUGAAGAAUCUAAUAUGGAUAUAUUUGAUGCCGACAGUGCCAAAGCACCUCACUAUGUGCUUUCUCAGCUUACCACGGACAACAAAGGCAACUCAAAAGCUGGAAAUGGAGCAUUGGACAACCAAAAAGGAACUGGAGUAAAGAAGAGUCCUAUGUUGUGUGGACAGUAUCCUGUUAAAAGUGAGGGGAAAGAGCUGAAGAUAGUUGUACAGCCUGAGACCCAGCACCGAGCGCGGUACCUGACUGAGGGCAGCCGUGGCUCAGUAAAAGAUAGAACACAGCAAGGCUUUCCCACAGUAAAGCUGGAAGGUCAUAAUGAACCAGUAGUGUUGCAGGUGUUUGUGGGCAAUGAUUCUGGUCGAGUGAAACCACAUGGAUUUUACCAGGCCUGUAGGGUAACUGGACGAAACACAACUCCCUGCAAAGAAGUGGACAUUGAAGGUACCACUGUUAUAGAAGUUGGUCUUGAUCCUAGCAACAACAUGACACUGGCGGUGGACUGUGUAGGGAUAUUGAAGCUGAGGAAUGCCGAUGUUGAAGCCCGAAUAGGAAUUGCUGGCUCCAAGAAAAAAAGCACUCGUGCCAGAUUGGUUUUUCGAGUUAACAUCACGAGGAAAGAUGGCUCCACUUUGACAUUACAGACACCAUCUUCCCCCAUUUUGUGUACUCAGCCAGCUGGAGUGCCAGAGAUUUUAAAGAAAAGCCUACAUAGCUGCUCAGUGAAAGGAGAGGAAGAAGUGUUUUUAAUUGGGAAGAACUUUCUGAAAGGAACUAAAGUUAUUUUCCAGGAAAAUGUUUCUGAUGAAAACUCUUGGAAGUCAGAAGCUGAAAUCGACAUGGAAUUGUUUCAUCAGAACCAUCUUAUUGUGAAGGUUCCUCCAUAUCAUGACCAACUUAUAACUGUGCCUGUAUCGGUGGGAAUAUAUGUUGUGACCAAUGCUGGUAGAUCUCAUGAUGUUCAGCCAUUCACUUACACUCCAGACCCAGCAGCAGCUGGAGCUUUGAAUGUAAAUGUGAAGAAGGAAAUAUCUAGUCCAGCAAGACCUUGUUCUUUUGAAGAGGCCAUGAAAGCAAUGAAAACUACUGGGUGUAACUUAGGUAAGGUGAGCACUCUUCCUAAUGCCCUGAUCACCCCACUCAUAUCAAGCAGUAUGAUUAAGACUGAAGACAUUACUCCAAUGGAAGUAACAGCAGAGAAAAGAUCUUCCCCUAUUUUUCAGACUACAAAGACAGUUGGAUCAACUCCGCAAACUUUAGAAAAUAUUUCUAACAUAGCAGGAAAUGGGUCUUUCUCAUCACCGUCAUCUUCCCACUUACCUUCUGAAAGUGAAAAGCAGCAGCAGCUUCAGCCCAAGGCAUACAACCCAGAGACUCUGACAACCAUCCAGACACAAGACAUCUCACAGCCUGGAACCUUUCCAGCAGUCUCUGCCUCUAGUCAGCUGCCCGGCAGUGAUGUACUACUACAGCAGGCUACACAGUUUCAAACACGAGAGGCUCAGUCUAGAGAAGUAUUGCAGUCAGAUGGUACAGUGGUUAAUUUGUCACAGUUGACUGAGGCAUCGCAACAGCAGCAGCAAUCUCCGCUCCAAGAACAAGCACAGACAUUACAACAGCAGAUUUCAUCAAAUAUCUUCCCAUCACCGAACAGUGUGAGUCAGCUCCAGAGCACUAUUCAGCAGUUGCAAGCAGGAAGUUUUACUGGCAGUUCUGCUGGUGGCAGCAGUGGAAGUGUUGACUUGGUUCAACAGGUUUUAGAGGCACAACAACAGUUAUCUUCUGUUUUGUUUUCUGCUCCAGAUGGUAAUGAGAAUGUUCAAGAACAGCUUAGUGCAGACAUUUUCCAACAAGUCAGUCAAAUUCAAAAUAGUGUAAGCUCUGGGAUGUUUUCUUCAACAGAGCCUACAGUCCACAGCAGACCAGAUAAUUUAAUACCCGGAAGGGCUGAAAGUGUCCAUCCUCAGACUGAAAACACCUUGUCUAAUCAGCAGCAGCAACAGCAGCAGCAAGUGAUGGAACCGUCAGCUGCAAUGGUGAUGGAGAUGCAGCAGAGUAUUUGCCAGGCAGCGGCCCAGAUUCAGUCAGAAUUAUUUCCUUCCACUGCUGCAGCAAAUGGCAACCUCCAGCAGUCUCCAGUCUACCAGCAGCCUUCUCACAUGAUGAGCGCACUGUCUACCAAUGAGGACAUGCAAAUGCAGUGUGAACUGUUUUCUUCUCCCCCUGCAGUUUCUGGAAACGAAACUUCAACGACCUCCACACCCCAGGUUGCAACCCCUGGCUCUUCUAUGUUUCAGACAUCAAGUUCGGGAGAUGGAGAAGAAACUGGAACACAAGCCAAACAGAUUCAGAACAGUGUCUUUCAGACCAUAGUCCAAAUGCAACAUAGCGGGGACAGUCAACCCCAAGUAAACCUUUUUUCAUCUUCAAAAAGUAUGAUGAGUGUUCAGAAUAGUGGUACUCAGCAACAAGGUAACAGUCUGUUCCAGCAGGGGAAUGAGAUAAUGUCACUUCAGUCUGGGAAUUUCUUGCAGCAGUCUUCUCAUUCACAGGCUCAGCUCUUUCAUCCUCAGAAUCCUAUUGCUGAUGCUCAGAACCUUUCCCAGGAAACUCAAGGCUCAAUUUUUCAUAAUCCAAACCCUAUUGUCCACAGUCAGACUUCCACAGGGUCCUCUGAACAAAUGCAGCCUCCAAUGUUUCACUCUCAGAGUACCAUUGCUGUGUUACAGGGCUCUUCAGUUCCACAAGACCAGCAGUCACCCAACAUAUUUCUUUCCCAGAGUCCUAUGAAUAAUCUUCAGACUAACACAGUAGCCCAAGAAGAACAGAUUUCGUUUUUUGCAGCUCAGAACUCAAUUUCUCCACUUCAGUCAGCAUCAAACACUGAGCAGCAAGCUGCUUUUCCACAGCAGCCUCCAAUCUCACACAUCCAGACCCCUAUUAUUUCCCAAGAGCAGGCACAACCCUCUCAGCAAGGUUUAUUUCAGCCUCAGGUGUCCCUGGGCUCCCUUCCGCCUAAUCCAAUGCCUCAGAACCAGCAAGGAGCAAUUUUCCAAUCACAGCACUCAAUAGUUGGCAUGCAGAGUAACUCUCCAUCCCAGGAACAACAGCAGCAGCAGCAGCAACAACAACAACAACAGCAACAGCAGCAGCAGCAGCAGCAGCAGCAGCAGCAGCAAAGCAUUUUAUUCAGUAAUCAGAAUACCAUGGCUACAAUGGCAUCUCAAAAGCAGCCACCACCAAACAUGAUGUUCAGCCCAAACCAAAAUCCCUUGUCUAAUCAAGAGCAACAGAACCAGUCCAUUUUUCGCCAGCAAAGUAGUAUGACCCCAAUGAAUCAAGAGCAGCAGCCUAUGCAAUUUCAGAAUCCGCCUACAGUUUCCUCACUUCAGAACCCAGGUCCUGCCCAGUCUGAGUCAGCACAGACCUCUUUGUUCCAUAGCUCCCCUCAGAUCCAGUUGGUACAAGGGUCACCUAGUUCUCAAGAGCAGCAAGUAACACUCUUCCUCUCUCCAGCAUCCAUGUCUGCAUUGCAGACCAGUAUAAACCAACAAGACAUGCAGCAGUCUCCUCUGUAUUCCCCUCAGAACAACAUGCCUGGAAUCCAAGGAGCUACAUCUUCACCCCAACCACAGGCUUCUUUAUUUCACAACACCACAGGAGGUGCAAUGAACCAACUACAGAAUUCUCCGGGCUCAUCUCAGCAGACUUCAGGAAUGUUUUUAUUUGGCAUUCAAAAUAUUUCUGAUCUUGUUGUCUCUGCAGACUGUAGUCAGCUUUUAACCUCCGGACCAGCUACAUUGCCAGAUCAGCUGAUGGCCAUAAGUCAGCCAGGCCAACCACAAAAUGAGGGUCAGUCAUCUGUGACAACACUUCUUUCUCAGCAAAUGCCAGAGACUUCUCCACUGGCAUCCUCUAUGAACACCAACCAGAACAUUGAAAAAAUUGAUUUGCUUGUUUCAUUGCAAAACCCAGGGAACAAUUUGAGUGGCUCCUUUUAACUAGAUGUAAAUUCUAUGAAGAAAAUAAUCAAAAUUCCGUGAUGUCCUGAGGUGUUAUGGUUCCAUGAAGAUUACUGAACUGUUACUAUAAAAGCAAAACAAAAUCUGAAAAACUACAUCUGAGGAAAUGGAUAGAUUUUACUCUUGACUGUAAAAGAGUACAGCCACACUGCCUGUUGCAGUGAUUAACCACCAAUGUUAACAUCAUGGCUUUUUAAAAUUUCUUAUAACAGUGAUGACUGAGAAUCUGUUUGAUUUUCCAGCUAUUUUCCUAGGAGCAAUUUCUUUAAAAGUACAGGUUAAAUUCAAGACUGGACUUCUCAGUUGUUACUGCUAUUAGAAAAUAAUAUUUGUCAUGUUUACUUAUGUUCUCCCUGUUUUCUUUCCUGCAUUAUUUUUACUCAAAUAAUAGCUUAUGACAAAGUUUGGUAAUAACUAAGACUGUGAUUUUGUCAGUGUGUAAAGUGUGGCCAUUGGCCAAAGUGAAGGAAUGUUUUUCAGUUUGUGUGGAGAAACUGAAGGGGUUGCUUUCUGACAAAUAAGCUGUAUUGAGACCUCCACCAGAUAAGAGGACUCUUCAAAAACACAAAGGCAGAUGACGUACUUCAAAACUGGGGACAGCUGGAAUGUUAGCAACUUUAUGUUUUAGGGAGUUGUUAGUUCUCUGUUUCUACUAAGGGGUUUAGCCAUAACUGUGCAUAAAAAUAGUUUGCUAUAUGAAAAAAUGAAGUGGGUAACAGAUGGCAAACUAAGUUCUCAUGCCCUCCUACAGUAGUUUAAACUGACAAAGUAAUUUGAGUCUGUUUUCUUCUUGCCCAGCAUUAGACUGGUGGUAUUACUUUUUCUGCUUAUCUGUAUUAUUUUCCAUAUUUUUUUUCACUUUUAGACAACUAUUAAUAUACUACUGUCUUUAUGACCCUGUAGCAGCUUAAGAGAAGGUGGCCACUUUGAUCCAGGGUGACCUAUUCAGCAGCACAGGGCCAGGAGUACUCUUAGGAAUUGCUGGGAGUUGAUUCCUGAGAAAAAAGCAGUGCUUUUCUCUUCCCCUCCCCACCCCCGCAAUGAACGGUGCUGUUCUGAGGUCUUCAAAUUUUUCCCUCUAAUAGAAAACAGUAUAAAUAUUCAUUUUACAAACAAGGCAAACAAACAAAACCAUACUUCUCCCUGAGCUGCAGUGACUAUAAUUCACUUGUCACCUCAGUGCUUUACAGUUGAAGUGGUCACUUACUUGAUGGUUCCCACAAGCCUUAGGCUUUACAGGGUCAUGUCAUUGAUUUAAAAGGAAGAAUUAACUUGUGUUACAUUUACAAAGAGCAAAAUAACACACUCCAGAACUUGCACUUGUAGCAUUAGUGAUAGUUUUGGGUGUUCCUGCCACCCAUGGGAUGCCUGCUUCUAACUACCACCUGUGUCUGGACACAUGCUUCUGUCUCCUUUUCCUCUUGGCAUGUGGAAGGCUGUCAAUGCAGUGUAAGGCCAACGUGUGGCUUCUGUGUGUUGAGAUAUUUUGGUACCCUGUCCAUUCCGUUCACUUGCUAAAUGUGUGAACGUUAGCCUGUUGAUGGCUGUUGAAGGCUGCAUGUUGUCGUUUCAUCCUCUUUUCACUUCCCCCAUCCUAUCCAUCUUGUUGGGCUGUGUGGAGUCCUGGUGUUGGUUUUGUUUCUAUAGCCAGGUGUUCCCCUUUCUGUGAUGUCUUCCUUUGGUCUUUGGAUGUGUUGUUCUUGUUUCUUGUUUUCUCUCUCUCUUUAUUCUCAUUCUUUCCUCUACCCCAGCCCUCUCUUUAUUUCUCUCUCUGAGAGGCAUUGAAUUACGUUUUCAGUAGUACAGGCUUCUUGCCGAUAUGAAGGGAACUUUUCAGAAAGAGACCUACUCUGGGUCAUUUAAUUUUGAAUACAGUUUUCAAUCGUUCAAGUUUUGGAUGGUUUAUAUCUAAUGUGUGUUUCAUUUUUUUGGAAAGCUAUAUUUUGUAUUUAGGAAAUGGUAUACUAUUUUGCUAUUUGUACUGAGUGAGUACAUUGGCAUAAAUAUAGAAAUUUAUAUAUAUACAUAUAUAUAAACUAUUCUUUUUUGCCACACAUUUUUGUGGUAAAUUUGUGAGUUUGUCUGAUGUUCUACCACAACGUGGCGUCUGAUAACAGUGAGGGGGGGGUUUGUUAUGUCUUUAUUGAGUAUUUAAGUACCUUUUGAAACAAAUGACCUGUUCAUCUGUACCCAUUCCACCAAGGCAGUUCCUUGAUGUUAUUAGUGAGCUAAAGGCAACUUACUGUGUGUUUGCUGGAUCUUUCACUCAGCAAGAUGUUAAAGAGUAGGGAAACCUAUUGAGGCAGUGUGUUAUAUGGUGUUUCACAAGAAUGAGCCACUCUGUCUUUGUUCACUAUAUAUUUAAUAUUUUAUUAUUGUUAUUGUUGUAAUUAAUUGGCUUUCUGUAUCCUAUGCCUUUUAUUUAUAAAGACACUAAAAAAUGUUUGUAAUUUUAAUAACAUUUCCCCCAUCUUUUAAUAUCCAGAACUACUUUAUAAAUUCUCUAAACCAAAAGUAUUUUCCUCAGUAUUUCUCUUCUCCCCCAGUCUCUAUAGGAACAAAUUGCCCAAUAUAGUUCAGGUUAUAAGACAGGUCAGCCACACAAUCCAGUGCUUCAGUUUUAAAAUGUAAAACUAACCCUAGAGGGUUAUCUGAAGUAUCAGAGAAAGCAUGGUAGCAGGUAUUAGAAAAGCAAAAAGUAGACAUUUAAAAAAGUACACUAACUUCUGAAUUAUUUUCUGAGACUGUGUAGAAGACCAAGAUCUAAUUAGAAUGUUUGUUAAGACUGCUAUGGAUGAAUUGGCAGCAAGGAGUCUGGCUUGUGUGGUGACUUCUGUUUGCUCUGUACUAGAGGCUUAUCCUUAGAAAAUGCUGAUUGGCAGUGCCAAGUGACCGGGACCAAUUUUCUGUUCAUAAUGUCUAGGUUUAGAAGAGAGUACCUGAACUGUAGUGGUUUGAGUGGAUGGAGGCAGAAAACCCAAUUUUUAGUCUCAUAAAUUUUGUGGUUAGCUAUACAAGGGCUGCACUGUGUAUGCUACCGUAUUCCUGUUCAGCAAAGAUCAGGGUUUAUUUGGUUUUUACAUAGUUAAAUGUUACUCACCCCUAAAGGUCAAUGCUUAAGUACAAUGUUCUGAAUAUUGAUCUGGUUACAAAAAGUAUUUGUCUUCUUAAUGGAGAGUUAGCUCAGUGGUUGAUACUUGUGCUAAUAAUGUAGUUUCCCAGUGACUGUUACAGGUUACAGCUACAUUUGGGAAAGCUCAGUGAGCCAGCAAAGACCUUGGAAACAAUUUAUUGCAUUUAUUUCUGGCAGAAGGACCUAAAUAAACUGUGAACCACAUUUCAUUUUUUUUAAUAUUGUUACAUCUAGUUCUGACUUUCAGCAUCUCACACAAAUGCUUGGAGCUUAUCUGUCCUAUUCACUCUCCCUCGCUUACCCCCCUCCCCCCGGCCGCCCAGUGUAUAUGGGUGUUUUUGUGUGCGUGCAGUGAGAACAUGCUGCUCCCUCUGGUCAUUCCAUUGCAUAGCCACACCAACAGGACACAGAUAAUUUGCUCCUGCACUUCAUCAUGCACCUUUCUGAUUAUAUCAUGUUGCUAUUUAGCCAAUGUAAAUCUCUUGCCCAGUCUCCUUAGAACAGCCUUUUAAAGGGCUUUAUUAUAGAAGCAGUAUUAAUGAGGGGCCUCUCUCCUUCCCACUCUUCCACCCUUCCUUGCCUCUUUUUGGUAAUAUCAUAUGUUAUAGUUUAGAAUUUCAUUAUAGAAUGAAAGAAUUUCAUUUUUUGCCUAUCAGAAUCUUGGCUAAUCUACCAGGAAAAAUAGUCAGUGGACAUAAGGAAGAAGUUGUACUUAGGUCUCUUCAGAAUGAAAGUAAUUGCUUUUGACCUUUUUUAAUAUUUAUUUUUAUUUUUCAAAUGAGGUCUCAACUGUGCUGCCCAGGCUGCCUUUAAACUCCUGAAUCCCAGUAGUUUUCCCAUGUCAGCCGCCCAAGUGGUGAGACUACAGGCAUGAAACACCAUAAAAUGCCCUUUGGACAUUUUAAACUAUUUUAAACGCCUCUUUGGGAAGAAGGAAGUCUGUUAGAUGUACCGACAAAAAAGAACCACAAUAAGUCAGCUUAGUAAUUCUUAAAUCAGCAUAGAUCUAAAUAUUCACUGGGAUUUACCUGAGAGUUUUUUCAUUUUUCUGAUGAGAUGUUCUGUUAUACUUGUUUCCUGUUUUGGGUUUUGUUUUUUUUUUUUUUUUUUAAUUAGUUGAAAAUUAUGCAAUACCUAUUCACAUUACUCCACAUCCUGAGCAUAGGCUUCAUCUCUAACCAAGACAACCAUUUUGUAUCUCUAUGUCUUUGGCUAUUUGGAAGGGCCCAAUGAAAGAGAAAGACUGUGAAAUUCAGCAAAUGUAUUUAGGCUCUGGCCUGGGUGUGGCUCUGUGGUAGAGUGUUUGUCUAGCAUGUCCAAGACCCUAGGUUUGGUCCCCAGCACCACCUAAAGGGAAAGAACCAGGUACAGACCCUAGCCAUGAACUAGCAGGCUCAUAACACGUUAAGAGUUUUUCCCUUUUGCCUGCUUUUUCCCACUAAAGCUAAAUUGUGGAGAUAAUGUUCAUAAUGUAGUAAAUCACAGAAUAAUAUCUAUAGUAUCACAAUUGAAUAUCAGUACUCAGAUUACUUUCUAAGUCUCUAUUUUCAUGCCAUUAAGCCUUGUUUAUUAAUAAAAUUCUGUUUUUACUGUACUUACUCUUUCAGGCAAUUUUCUACAUUAAUAUUUUAUAUGUAGAUUAAGCAUUUAUGGAAAAGUGCCUUUUUUACCAUGACAGUGCCCCCAUCUUAUGUCCACCUUUCACUAUUGCCAAACACAUUUUAGCAACUGGUUUUAACAGGUCCCAACUUGUACUUUUUCUAUUUCAUCAUCCUCGUCUCCGUUUCUUGGUCACUGUAGAAGACAACUUUAUCAGUUACUUUGACUUAAAAACAACAGAGUAAGUGUUUUGCCAGAAUUCUUUGGGAAGAGUAAGUUUAUACUGUUCAGGCUUAUAUAGAUCAACUAUACUUUUCUCCAAACAGCUACUGAUGGGUCUGACCUGAAUACUAAUGGAAAUUUUGUUGUGUGUUACUCCUUGCACACAAAAGUGUGUUAAAUUUCAUGGAGGGGCUAUUUACAGCAUCUUUUCUCAUCUUAAUUAGCUGGAUGAAACAUUGGUUCUCUAAUACCUGGUAAUGUUGGUUUUCCUAAGUGGGGCAAAGUAGUUGGUAAUAGGUAUAUUUCUUCUCUGUCAGAACCUUAGUUGAUUGGCUUAGGAAAACUUAGUGUCCAAAAAAAAAAAAAAAAAGAAGUUAUUUUGAGUCCUUAGGAGACUAAGGUAAUUUCUUAGUACCAAAUGCAGUUGGAUUGAGUGUCCAGUUUUGUCCAUUUGUUUCUGAUCUAGCUCCUUAACCAAAAGGUGGUGCUUGAAGACAGGGCCAUCAGCCACAGAUCAAGGACAGUGGUAACUUAACUUUGGGGUAUAGCUGCGUUCCCCCAUGCAGGUAUUUUUGUGACUGUUAGUGGCACUGAAGACAGCAAACAUUUAUGCAAUAUUCUUAAUACCCUAUUAUGCACUUUAAUCAUUCCAAAGACACCAAGAUUACUAUCUAGUCAUGGUUCCUUAAUGAUAUAGCUUAACUCUUCAGAAUACUAUAUCUACUUUGAUUUUGGAUAGCUGUCUUGGUAUAACUGUUAGUGGCUGCUUUCUAAAAUGACUUGGUGCAAGUGUUAAGUUGCUGUUUUCUAAAGGAUUCCAGACUUUGAACUGUAGUUCACUACAGGGGAAAUGAGUAUACUUUAGCAAAUCAUUUUAGAAACAUUAAAAUGUUUGACUUACUAAUUGGUGUAUUGGAGAGUUAAUUAGAACCAACCCCCUUCCUGUGUAUUUUGUGUCACGUAUAUAAGAAUGCUGUAGUACAUUGUUUCAACCCUUGUGGUUUAUGUAAACCAGUGAUCCUCCAACUAUGGUUCUCCGCCCACCAGCUAGCAUCAGUGUAAGCAGGAAACUAGUUAGAGACGCACAUUCUUGGGCAUUAGCCCAGACAGGCUGAAUCACAAACUCUGGAGAGGGGCCCAGCAAUCUUUUUACUAAGUCCCCCAGGUGAGUCUGAAGUUUGAGAGCCACAGGUAUAAACUGUAUCUAGUGAGAGCCAGAAAGUUUCUUUUCCCACUUACUCCUUAUUCGUUACAUAAAGUCAGCCUUACCCGGUUAUCUGUAAUCAUUCAUUGUUGAUAACGAUAAUUUCUUCUCAGUACUGCCUAAGAAAUGCGUAUGUUUGUAUAUACAGUUAGUGUAGCUCUCAGUAAUUCAGUUAACUUAGCCUGGCAUUUUCCUACCACUGACUAAAAAGUUUACAUUAAAUGAUUUAAAUAUAUAGGUGCAAUGUUCUAUUCUUUAAUUGUUGUGACAUUUAAGUAGCUAAUAUAAUUGAUGGGUGCUACAGUCUCCUGUUUAUCCAUAACACAAGUACAUUGUGGGCAGUGUAAUACAAGCUUUCUCUUCAUUGCCUCUUCAUUUACCAGCAGACCAUAAUUUUGCUCUGGCUAGACCAGCUCUGCAAACAGAAUUAAUCAUUCCUUAUCAAUCUGUGUAUCUGAGAUAGCAAAUAAGAUAGCUGGUCAGGCCAACAUAGCACCUUAUUUAAUUUCUUCUUUUACUAUAUAAGAAUUCUUUAAAAGUAGCUUGCGUGCCAUAAGAAUGUUACAGUAGAGAGAUAGCCGGCCUUGGAACUUAUGCUUCAGAUUAAGUUAUUUAACAACAUACUAAAUAAGGCAGUGCAUUUUAUAACUUGGGUACUUCUCCCUUUUUGGUGUACGUGCAUCAUAAUAAAUAUAAAGUAGGUUUGUUCGUUUUUAUUUCCUUAUAUAUUCAGCACUUCCAUAACGAUUCUAUUCUUCCUUCCACUGUUUACAAAUCACUAAUUAGUUAACUCAUGAGAGGAAAAAAUUCACUUUUCAGAAUAAAAAUCAAUGAAUGCUUGCUUCCUGAAAAUCACUGCUGGUUUCCUUACCUCUAGCAGUGGAAGUGGCUUACUCUGCAAACUUGGUGCUGGCAAGUAAGUAGGCACAUUAUUGGCAAUGCUCAAGUUCUUUUCCUCCUUCCCCAUCCCGUUCCCCAUUUGAUUGCAUCAUAUAUCCUGUACCCGGAGCACCCUGCCACAAUUCAACCCCAAUUUGGAACACCUCCUUUAAAAAUCCUGUAUCUAACUAUGUCACCCUUUCCUGCUUACACUUACCCCUACUCCCCAACCCCCUGAACCCACCCCGGAAGUAAAAUCUGCCUGGUUUGUAGAGAUUGCCUAGUGUUGUCAUUUUAGCUAAUGAACCUCAGGACAACAUACACUCACACGCAGGAUCCCAUAUGUCUGAGAGUAGGUUUGGAAUCAGACUUCCCGAACUAUCCUGGCUAGAGUGAUAGCUCAGUGGUAGGGCCCUUGCCUAGCAUGCUGCACAAGGCCCUAGGUAGGUUCAAUCCCCAGUACCAAAAAAAGGAACUGUCCUGCACUGAAAUGAUUGUGACUUUGCUUGGUAGAGACCUCUUGCAAUGAAAUUGAGCUAAUUUCUUUUGAUCUAAUGAAUGUAUCUGCUCACCUUGUUCCUUCUAAUGAUAAGCUCCAAGUGGUUCUACUUUUUGGGCAACUUUACUGAGUCUCUUACUUCAUGUUUUUUUAAGUAACUUCAAAUAUUUCAUUAACCUGUUCUCACGUGAUUUAGCUACCAUUCUGCCAUUUAAAGUUUUGAUUUAAUUUUACUUGCUUGAGCACACUGACCAACCGCUGAACUGCCUUCUUCCAUUGUCCUGCAAUGAUGUAAGAGUUCCGUUUUGUGAACAUGGCUUUGUAGUCGGGAUUUCAGAGCACUGACAGCAGAAUGUUUUCAGUUUGCUCUCCGGGGGAUUUCAUUUGCAUCUGUGUUUUUAGCUAUCUGUGAUAACUUGUUAAAUAUUAAAAGGAUAUUUUGCUUCUAUUGGAACAUUUGUAUACUCGCAAUUAUAUUUCUGUAAACAGCUGCAGUCAAAAAUAAAACAUUGAAAGUUUUCAUUUUGCA
Messenger RNA from Nannospalax galili (Upper Galilee mountains blind mole rat), 13217 nucleotides. RefSeq names its product nuclear factor of activated T cells 5 (gene Nfat5). NCBI's taxonomy places the organism in Eukaryota, Metazoa, Chordata, Mammalia, Rodentia, Spalacidae. The coding region runs from base 713 to 5131 and encodes 1472 amino acids. The transcript has 16 exons. Gene Ontology annotation, biological process: calcineurin-NFAT signaling cascade; regulation of transcription by RNA polymerase II; cytokine production. Gene Ontology annotation, molecular function: transcription factor binding; RNA polymerase II cis-regulatory region sequence-specific DNA binding; DNA-binding transcription factor activity, RNA polymerase II-specific. Gene Ontology annotation, cellular component: transcription regulator complex. The record is from RefSeq and is a predicted model, not a curated record.